Molecule: messenger RNA, 2421 nt
Organism: Neodiprion virginianus
Lineage: Eukaryota; Metazoa; Arthropoda; Insecta; Hymenoptera; Diprionidae
Exons: 4
Coding region: 120-953 (277 amino acids)
Source: RefSeq, a predicted model, not a curated record
AUUUACCAUCUGUAUAGGUAGUUAGAAGAGUGCUCGGCGUGAACGGAGUGAACUUCCUGUUCGUUAGUGAUAAGAUUGUGGUGGUGUGUGUUGUGCGGGUUGACCAUUGAAUUCCUGAAAUGUUAACCGUCAACGGAAGUGCAGUCAUGCCGGACAAACCGGAACCAAGCGCGACGGAAUCUGAUUCACCGCCACCUUCGUACUCCAGUCUCAUGGCCUCGCAGUCCCAGGGGACUUACGUCCCGGUACCGAUGGAAUCCAGUCAACCUGCACCCUAUCCCACGACGGUGCCGGUUCAGCAGGACACCACACCGUACUGCAACCCCGUUAACCAGGUGCCGAUGGAGACUGUAAAACCGAUGUCACAACCUGGAUUCAACAUUACCCCUUACGCCUCAACGACUUACGCUCCCAUCGUGAACGAACCUCCGGUAGUUCAUGUGAUUACUCCAAAUCGGACGAUCGUGGCUUCUUCCCAAGCCACCAAUUCAAGGAGCAAACGAUCUCGGUACUUGACGGUCUUGGCAGCGAUAGGAGCGAUAUUCAUCAUGAUCGGUGUCGGCUCGAGGAUGCAUCAAAGGACUCAGGAGAGACAACUGCAGCAGAAGAGGGCGCACAAAGUACUGCGCAGGCAAAUACAAGAGGAACUUGGCGAUCGUGGCGAUUUCGACGACUACGAUCAUUUUCGGCGAGAGUUCGAGGAUCCCAUAAUGUGGAAUUCUGGUGGGAACCGGUACAAGCGUGCGAUAACUUCGGUGCUGCCAAAUCGUGACUACGAUUUUGAGGCUUUGAACAGGGCCGCAAUCAGUUUCGUUAAGCAAUUGCCUCAGUUGAAAAACUUGGACAGUCGACCAACCGUUUACGACGCGGACCACAGAUUCGGUCACUCUCUCUUCAAACGGAACACCAUGAACAAACGUCUGCAGGGGCAUGUGAAGAGGUAUACAACUUAGUCAUUGGCUGUCAGAUUUGUGACUUUAAGGAGUGAUGCUUACUUUGUGUUGAGAAAAUAACGUGCCGGUCAAGUGUCUCCGUCUGUUCGUUACACGUCACGAUGUACACCGAUUAACAAUUUAUACUUAACGCGUGUUGCGGUACUUGUGCAGUGCAGAUGGUUCUUCGCGAGAAUCUGUAUAACAGUUUAACGAAAUAUAAAAUCGCAGGCAGUUUAUAAUUCGCCGAUUCACAACUGAGCUUGCGAUAGUCUGGGGUACUAAUUGAUCACAGGAAAUGUAUCGUAAGCUCUCGACGGUUUCGUGGUUACGCCGUUGCCUCGGUGAUUCGCGAAGUCCUGCAUACCGUGAUGAUUAGCUCGGUUAGUUCAAGUAUCGCUUACAACUACUUGAGCCAAGUAGCCUGCUGCCUAAGUUUGGACUAUAUGUAUAAACGGCGUAUUCGUUAUCAAGUACGUGGUUUCGAUAUCUGGGAAUGUUCAGACGCAACGUAGACCGGUAAUUCAAACUUUGGCAUAUCGGUCGCGCGAAAUAGAGUCAGGCUAAAAUCAGUCUUGAACUUACAUCAAAUCUAUUGAAUAUGAGUUUUGACGAAUGUUUCUUAAAUUUCCGUAUGUUAACAGUUUUGUUUCACAAAUAGUUAUUCAAAUCUUCCAAAAAAACAAAAAAAAAUUAUAAAUAUUCUUUCAUUGAAUACGAAAUGAAGUGCAGCGUGACGGAUUGAAGAUUUUUUUUUUGCUGUAUGUAUUUUAUAUUUUUAGACAGCGAGUUAUUUAAACAUCGUUCAGAAUUUUACUAUACACACGAUUACACGAGGUUUUCUUCAUCGAUAAUCUUUAUAUUACAAAUAGAUUCGACAUGUGUAUUGAAAGACAUAAAUGCCGCCAAUGCCUUCUGUAUCUUAUACAUAUCGUUAUAAAUAUACCUACAUAUAUCUAUGUUUCGAGUACACAAGAUAGGGGUGUAAUUAUACACGUGCGUACUUAGAUACCUGCGUGUGAUAAACAGAUGUAUAUAUAUUUUCCAGGCCUAUAUAUAUUCUUACACAGUAGACACUUGUGUUGUAGAUUAAUGACGGUGACGAUAAGAAGUACAAACAAAGCAGUCAAAGUACAAGUAAAACCAUAAAAUAAAUUUUGGAACAAUAUUUCGACAGAUCAAUUCACUAACAAAAUCAAAAUCUGGUAACUGAUUUUCUGGAAAUUUAAAAAAAAAAUUACAAGUAUCGAUUUCUCUUUAGUGAUUUUCCCUGCGGUCACUGAUGACAGUAGUAACGACAGGUAUAUAAUCAUCCUGUAAUUAAAUUCCGAGGGCGGGGGCGUUAAAUUGUAAAUACCAGUUCAUUCGGAUUCGAAUUUAUGCGAACAGAUUUAUUCGCGCGUAUAAAACGCGGCAAAAUUGUAACGUAUUUACGGUGCAUGACGCGAUUGACAGAGAGAUACGAUGUGUAUAUAUAUAUAUAUAUAUA